This is a messenger RNA of Macrosiphum euphorbiae (potato aphid), 297 nucleotides long. NCBI's taxonomy places the organism in Eukaryota, Metazoa, Arthropoda, Insecta, Hemiptera, Aphididae. The record is from the annotation of a GenBank genome assembly.
AUGCGGGGAAGGUCAUUUCUCAAGCGAUUGCACGAAACAGCCAUCGGAUCCCACCGCAAGUGCGCUGUAUAUUUGCGGAGCCGUAUGCAGCCUCGUGUAAUGGAUGCCUUUUAUUUUUACAAAAGUCUCAUCUCAACUCUCAAAAGACACGAAGCGAUCAAAUACAACAUUCAUUCGACCCGUAAGUUCUCAGUAAUGCCACAAAAUGACUCCGCUCCAAGCACUAAUCAAAAAUAUAAACAAUCAUACGCCGAUAUCACAGCAUUACAAUGCAUCACCCAUCUCAGUUUAACCUGA